GGGGAAGGGCGCCGGGAGGGCCGGGCCGCGGGGUCGAGGGGGUGGGGCCUGGGCCGGCGGCGGGGCCUCGGCCGGGUCGGGACUCGGGCCUGCGGGCGGAGGCUGCUGGCGCGCCUUCAGCAGAGCGGGUUCAGGUGAACUCAGAAAUCAGCCUUACAGGCCAUGCUGGUUUUAAGAUCUGUUUCUUCUCUUGAGCCCCAGCAGAAGAUAGAUGAACCAGUCCUCAUAGUGGAUGACCUCCCCUGCCUGAUCAACACAUGGGAUAGUACCUGGGAUCUGUCUAUCACUAGCCACUGAACUUAAUAAACCAGCUGAAUGAAGCAAUGUGAAGGCCUCCUGGAAAGGACUUUGAUAUCUGCAGGGGGGGAGGGGCCUGGGCACACCCCUUCCCCCCAGACUCCUCCCCCUCAGGGUCCACUCAGCCAUGGACUUUGGACCUGGGUAAAAGAAACUGCACGUUUUUUUAGUGGAUUUGACUUGGAUCCUGAGUUUUGGAAAUGGAAUGCUGAAUGGGGGUUCGAUGCUCUCCAGGGGAGCAACUAAGAGAAGAAAGGUGAUGUAUUUUAUGGGUGAUGGUGGCAUUUGGCUAUGAACUUAGAUGGAAUACCUUUAGAUGUCCUGUCCAUGUGGCAGGCUUCCAAGAGCAAGCGUUUCAAGAGCACCAGGUGCAUGACUGCUUCCUAAUUCCAUAGCCAGGGGAAGCUUUAUCCCUGGAACUGUGGUCAAGGAAACCCACGGGCAGCCUCAAGCCCUCCCUUGCCUGCCCUCCCCGGUGGGGGCCAGGAUGCUGAAGAAGCAGUCUGCAGGGCUUGUGCUGUGGGGAGCAAUCCUCUUUGUGGCUUGGAAUGCCCUGUUGCUCCUCUUCUUCUGGACACGCCCAGCACCUGGCCGGCCGCCCUUAGACAGUGCUCUUGAUGAUGACCCUGCCAGCCUUACCCGCGAGGUGAUCCGCCUGGCCCAGGAUGCUGAGGUGGAGUUGGAGCGUCAGCGGGGGCUGUUGCAGGAGAUCAGGGAGCACCAUGCUCUGUGGAGCCAGCGAUGGAAGGUGCCCACUGUAGCUCCUCCUGCCCAGCCUCGAGUGCCCGUGACGCCAUCGCCAGCUGUGAUUCCCAUCCUGGUCAUUGCCUGUGACCGCAGCACUGUCCGACGCUGCCUGGACAAGCUGUUGCAUUACCGUCCCUCAGCUGAGCAGUUCCCCAUUAUUGUCAGCCAGGACUGUGGGCACGAGGAAACAGCCCAGGUCAUCGCUUCCUAUGGCAGUGCUGUCACGCACAUCCGGCAGCCUGACCUGAGCAACAUUGCUGUGCAGCCUGACCACCGCAAGUUUCAGGGUUACUACAAGAUUGCCAGGCACUAUCGCUGGGCACUGGGGCAGAUCUUCCAUGAGUUCAAGUUCCCAGCAACUGUGGUGGUGGAAGAUGAUCUAGAAGUGGCACCAGAUUUCUUUGAGUACUUCCAGGCCACUUACCCACUGCUGAGGAAUGACCCUUCUCUUUGGUGUGUGUCUGCCUGGAAUGACAAUGGCAAGGAGCAGAUGGUGGACUUGAGCAAGCCAGAACUGCUCUAUCGCACAGACUUUUUUCCUGGCCUGGGCUGGCUGCUGUUGGCUGAACUGUGGGCUGAGCUGGAGCCCAAGUGGCCCAAGGCCUUUUGGGACGACUGGAUGCGCCGCCCUGAACAACGGAAAGGGCGGGCCUGCGUGCGCCCUGAAAUCUCAAGAACAAUGACCUUUGGCCGCAAGGGUGUGAGCCAUGGGCAGUUCUUUGACCAGCAUCUCAAGUUCAUCAAGCUGAACCAGCAGUUUGUGCCCUUCACCCAACUGGACCUGUCGUACCUGCAGCGGGAGGCCUAUGACCGUGAUUUCCUUGCCCGCGUCUAUGGUGCUCCCCAGCUACAGGUGGAAAAAGUGAGGACCAAUGAGCGGAAGGAGCUGGGGGAGGUGCGGGUGCAGUAUACAACUAGGGACAGUUUCAAGGCCUUUGCCAAGGCCCUUGGGGUCAUGGAUGACCUCAAGUCAGGUGUUCCCAGGGCUGGCUAUCGAGGCAUUGUCACCUUCCAUUUCCGGGGCCGCCGCGUCCAUCUGGCGCCACCACAGACCUGGGAUGGCUAUGAUCCUAGUUGGAAUUAACAGCACCUGCCUGUCCCUCUGGGGUUUUUUUCUUGCCAUGUCAUGAGCUGAGAUGGGACUGUAAUCCCUGAGCUGUAUCGUCCUGUCUGUGUUGCCCUUUUGGGUCCAUUUAUCUUUUGUUUGUUUUUCCUUUUGCAUUUUUUUUGAGUGGCAUUCAGGUGCGCAGAUAGGAUGAGGAUUAUUCUCCCGUUCUCAAGGGAGUCAGAGAAGAGGGGCCAUUCAGAGGUGUGUUGGGAGGUAUUGUAGAAGAAACCACUGUGUGGUAGGAGAGAGGAGCUUACUAGGGCCAAGAAUGUCCACUCCUGGGUUUCCUCCUAUGGUCUCUGCAGAGAGGUUGGCCAUGUCAGCUCUCUUGACCAGCCAGGGCAUGAACCUCCUCCUUUUUUCUCUUUUGUCACCUUUCCCCAGUGUGGAACUGAGUUGUGGAGAAGAGAAUGUAUUUGUGGCCAAAAUGAGGCUAACCAAAGGGGUGUCCCUGCAGGGCUGGAGUGGAGUUGAUGGGUUGCCAGGGUGUCCUCUAUCCUGUCCUCUCCUUAUCACUGAUCCCCUCUCAGCUCUUCUUUCUCUGCAGCCUAGAGCUUGGUAGUUCAGAGAUGAAAUGUAGAGGAGGAAAAGUGCGAUCUCCCCCUUGGCUCAUGCCCAGCUUUCAGGGGAAAGGCGGUGGGAGCAAAGCCCUCACUCCCCACCCAUUUCUUGCCUCAGAGAUACUAUUCCUGGACCCCCUUCUUUCGAAAAACGACAUCAGUCUCUGUCUUUCAGGAGACUUUCAUGCUGGCUUGAAGACAGAUGAGCUCCUCAUGUCCCUUUUUCUCCUGGGGUUCGGUGCGCAGGCCCCUCCUUGAGGAGGGCAACUUCAAGUGGCCUUCUUAGCUUGAGUUAGAGUAGCUGAGAUCGGGACAGCUCUAGUGCUGGAACAGGUCUUGCCUUCCCGCAGCCUCACAGGCUGGGAGAUGGCAGAUCAGAGAGAGACUUGUGUGUUUUUAUUGCCUGAGUUUAGUUGCACAGAAGAAAAUGGAAUCUACAGAAUUAUUUUCAAAAAUAAAGGCUGAAUUGUCUGAAAAAA
Molecule: messenger RNA, 3191 nt
Organism: Cavia porcellus (domestic guinea pig)
Lineage: Eukaryota; Metazoa; Chordata; Mammalia; Rodentia; Caviidae
Gene: Mgat1
Product: alpha-1,3-mannosyl-glycoprotein 2-beta-N-acetylglucosaminyltransferase
Exons: 4
Coding region: 785-2128 (447 amino acids)
Biological process (GO): protein N-linked glycosylation
Cellular component (GO): Golgi apparatus
Molecular function (GO): alpha-1,3-mannosylglycoprotein 2-beta-N-acetylglucosaminyltransferase activity
Source: RefSeq, a predicted model, not a curated record